AUGGAGUACAGCGGCAGUACGACACAUAAUACCGGACAACAUCAUUCCGCUUCUGCCCAAACUGAACCCCUUCCGUCAUGUUUCGAUCCCGCCUUUCUCCUGCAGAAAAGGGCCCAUCACUCCCCCCCUGUCGUAUUAGCACUGCGAGCUUACGUCCGUUCCCAUUGCGACACGGUCACUGCGGAGUACGUAAGCUAUCAGCCCGCGCUUUCCUGCUGUGAUGAUCGACAGGGCGACGCCCUUUUUGAGAAGGUGCGGAUGAAGGCCCGAGGUCUAUAUAAGGACGUCCGAGUCCUCCAUACGGCUCGUCAGGUGGUAAACAAGAAAAUCAUCAUUGUAGGCAUCAUGGGUGUUACCAUUGCGCUGCUAUUGUGGAUAUCGUACUUUUUACUCAGGGCCUCCGGUUCGCCGGUGCUCGAUCGACCACGAGACGUUUGCAGUACCGUCGACCAAGGAUAUCUGUGCUUCGCCCCGGAUUCUCAUCUGUGGGGUCAAUACUCUCCCUAUUUCUCGCUGGCGAACCAGUCUUCUGUUCCUCAGAAUAUUCCGGGAAAUUGUCGCAUCACUUUUGCCCAGGUGCUCUCGCGUCAUGGAGCACGGUAUCCUACAGGGUCGAAGUCAGAUAAAUAUGCGCGGCUCAUAUCGGGAAUCAAGCAAAAUACUACCUCUUUCAGAGGGAAAUAUGCGUUUCUCAACGAUUACACUUACGCCUUGGGCAAGGAUAAUUUGACCGCUUUCGGUGAGUAUCAACUGGUAGAUUCGGGUAUCAAGUUCUACCGUCGGUACGAGUCGCUCGCUAGGACGAAUGUCCCUUUCAUCCGGGCGUCGGGAUCAAAUAGGGUUAUAGCCUCUGGGGAGAAGUUCAUCAAGGGGUUUCAGAAGACGAAGCUAGAUGAUCCCCAGUCGAUACCAAAUCAGACAGCCCCUGUAAUCAGUGUAAUCUUCCCAGAGAAAGAUGGCUUCAACAACACCUUGGACCAUGGUGGCUGUACGAAAUUCGAAGGCAGCACACUGGGUCACGAUGCAAAGGCCACGUUUAGGGACGUGUUUACGCCUACAAUCCGUCGGCGACUGGAGGAAGGCCUUCCGGGAGCUAAGCUGUCGAAUAAGGACGUCGUCAGCCUCAUGGACUUGUGUUCCUAUGAAACGGUGGCGGCGACUCCAGACGGCAGUGAGCUAUCGCCAUUCUGUGCUUUGUUCAGCCAUAAGGAGUGGGAACAGUAUGAUUACCUCCAAUCUCUGGACAAGUACUAUGGAUACGGCGCCGGAAAUCCUCUUGGGCCCACCCAGGGGAUUGGCUUCGCCAAUGAACUGAUUGCGCGCCUGACCAAAAGUCCAGUGCAUGAUGACACGAGUACCAAUCACACUCUUGACUCGCGUCCGGAUACGUUUCCCGUGGAUUCUGCCCUCUAUGCGGACUUUUCGCACGACAGUCUGAUGGUAUCUGUGUUUUUUGCCCUGGGACUCUACAAUGGCACCAAGCCUUUGUCAAAGACAUCGGUGGAAAGCACUCAGGAGACGGAUGGGUACGCUUCAGCCUGGCUGGUUCCAUUUGCCGCCCGGGCGUAUAUCGAGAAAAUGCAGUGCAGCGGUGAAAAAGACCCUCUGGUCAGGGUGCUGGUUAACGACCGGGUUGUACCUUUACACGGCUGCAGCACUGAUCAGUUUGGUCGAUGCAAACUAGAUGAUUUCAUCCAAGGCCUGAGCUUUGUACGCUCUGGUGGUAAUUGGGGAGAUUGUUUUACUUGA
Aspergillus tanneri is the source of this 1749-nucleotide messenger RNA. RefSeq names its product histidine phosphatase family protein. The transcript is spliced from 2 exons. Gene Ontology annotation, molecular function: acid phosphatase activity. NCBI's taxonomy places the organism in Eukaryota, Fungi, Ascomycota, Eurotiomycetes, Eurotiales, Aspergillaceae. The record is from RefSeq and is a predicted model, not a curated record. Bases 1 to 1749 code for a protein of 582 amino acids.